GCACCGGACUGGAACCACGACUCAACAUCACCACCACCGCUGCACACAUCUUUCUCUCUCUGUGUCCUCUCUUCCUCUCUCCUCACCCACCUUCUCGCACUGCUCAAGGCCCUAUCGAUCGACCACCAGUGGAAAAUUUCUGCACGUGUCGUCUUGCUCCAAGCUCCCAACUUUCCAACACAACCUCCUCAACCACAACAACAGAUAAUCUAGCAGCUAGCCACACUCACCUUCCUCCGACCUUACAUCACCCCAGUGACGUCGAGGCAUUCCAACCAGCCCGCGCCUCGCCGCAUAUACGCCCAAACUCGAGCUCCAAACGCAGCCUCGCGAAUCCUAGCCCCCAUCAAACGACAACAGCAACUGCAAACAGCAACAGCAAUAACAUCACUCUCCUAGUGUGCUGCUGUCACAACUCUCUAGCUCAACUCCACCCGAAACCCCUCUUGAAAGAACGAGUUCGCGCAGCUCGCUGCCACCGCCGUUAAAAUGUCAGGCGAAGCAUGGUUGUUCCUCUUCGCGGUGUUGGUCAACGCCGUCAACCUGUUCCUGCAGGUCUUCUUCACCAUCAUGUACAGCGAUCUGGAAUGCGACUACAUCAACCCCAUUGACCUCUGCAACCGCCUCAACACGUACAUCAUCCCCGAAGCUGCCGUCCAUGGAUUCCUCACCUUUAUGUUCCUGAUCAACGGAUACUGGGUGCCGCUGAUCCUGAACCUGCCGCUCCUCGCCUACAACAUCAAGAAGAUCUUCGACAACACCCACUUGCUGGAUGCCACCGAGAUCUUCCGCAAGCUGAACGUGCACAAGAAGGAAUCCUUUGUCAAGCUCGGCUUCCACCUCAUCAUGUUCUUCUUCUAUCUCUACAGCAUGAUUGUCGCCCUCAUCCGCGACGAGUCGUCCUAAUCGCUAGAUGCCAUCCCUGCGCGCAACAACGGGACGGAACUCGAGUAUAUACAUCACCAUGCCACGUGGACAAGAAGAAAAAACCGACUGGGCGCCGAAGCUUUCACUCUCUAGGACAGUGCACUCACGGGGGCUAGACAACCUGAGGGCCCAGGGGCGGGCAAAUACUAGACAUGGGGUUGGGGAGGCAAAGAGUGCUGUCAUGAUACCAGAAUGCGGGGGGGUUGGUUUGGUCGGUUGACUUGGGGGGAUGUGGCGCUGAUUUGUUUUCGGUCCCCCUUCCCCCGAACCACGGGCAAGAGGUUUUUCGGUGUCUCUGUUUGGAUUCUGAUGAUGAUGAAGAAUGGGAAAGCAAGCAUGACACGACGGGAGGCGGUACGAAGGAACGGAAACGAAGAGAACGAGACGGCGGAGCGGGUUUACGAUGCAAAAAGACCAACACCUUGGUUUUUUUAAGCUUGAUGAUGCUGCCAGGCCGGCUGGUUCUGGGAGCGGUGGGCUGUGAUAAUUGAGUAAUGACAGAUGUAUCAUGUGUGAAUAGCACCAUAGACGAGGUUGUUCUUAUUG
Molecule: messenger RNA, 1473 nt
Organism: Colletotrichum destructivum
Lineage: Eukaryota; Fungi; Ascomycota; Sordariomycetes; Glomerellales; Glomerellaceae
Exons: 4
Coding region: 490-906 (138 amino acids)
Biological process (GO): endoplasmic reticulum to Golgi vesicle-mediated transport
Cellular component (GO): endoplasmic reticulum membrane; COPII-coated ER to Golgi transport vesicle
Source: RefSeq, a predicted model, not a curated record